AUGACCGCGGAGAACACUCUGGGAAAGACGACUCUAGAAGGACGGACUCCAGACGUUUGGCAAACUUCCGUGACCGUGCCUGUCUGGAAAGGGAAAGGAGACAUAGCUGACUGCACUUUGUACAGGCCUAUACGACUGCUGUGCCAUACGAUGAAGAUGCUAUCCAUGCUGUCCGUAUCCUUCUUGAGAAACAUCGAGAAGAACCGCAGUGUGCAUCUUGCUUUUCUCGAUCUCGAGAAAGCUUUCGACCGUGUCCCACAUGAGCUGUUAUGGAUGUCCAUGAGGUCGCAUAGAGUGCCAGAAGAAUAUGUGCAGUGGACAAAGCUGCUUUAUGCGAAGCCUACCAGCGUUGUACGAUGUGCUGCUGGAACAAGCAGGCCAUUUCCUGGACAAGCAGGGGGUCAUCAAGGUUCAUCCCUCUCACCCCUGCUGUUCAUACCGUGCAUGGACACGAUAACGAAGGAAAUCCAGAAGCAACAUCCGUGGACUCUACUCUUUGCGGACGAUUUGCUCGCGUCGGAGUCUCGAGACGAUCUUCAGAAACAAGUACAGUCUUGGAAGGAUCGGCUGCAGCAAUAUGGAUUGCGCCUCAACACAUCAAAAACUGAGUACAGUGCGGAGUGCGGACCAAGGAUAGAGGAUGGCGACAUUGAUCAAGAAGGUCGAGCAUGUGUUAAUGCGGCAUGGAUGAAGUGGAAAAUGGCAGCAGGCGUACUGUGCGACAAGAAAGUCCCUGUUCGACUGAAGUCGAAGAUCUACAGGACGGUUGUGCGAUUGGUUGCCCUUUACGGAUGCGAGUGCUGGUCGACGACGAAAGCCUUGGAAAGAGUGUUGAACGUUAUGGAGAUGCGGAUGUUGGAAUGGACGAUAGGUGUAACGCUGAAAGAGAAAGUAUCCAACGACACUGUACGCUCCAUCUUGGGCGUCGCCCCGAUAACUGAGAAGAUGAAGGAGGCGCGGCUGAGAUGA
Molecule: messenger RNA, 969 nt
Organism: Necator americanus (New World hookworm)
Lineage: Eukaryota; Metazoa; Nematoda; Chromadorea; Rhabditida; Ancylostomatidae
Exons: 4
Coding region: 1-969 (322 amino acids)
Source: RefSeq, a predicted model, not a curated record